This is a messenger RNA of Hemicordylus capensis (graceful crag lizard), 5242 nucleotides long. RefSeq names its product SKI/DACH domain containing 1 (gene SKIDA1). Bases 965 to 3622 code for a protein of 885 amino acids. The record is from RefSeq and is a predicted model, not a curated record. The transcript has a single exon. NCBI's taxonomy places the organism in Eukaryota, Metazoa, Chordata, Lepidosauria, Squamata, Cordylidae.
UUUGCAUCCCUAGAAUUCCCAAGGUGGGAGAAAAACAGCCUCUCCUCUAUUCCACUCAAGAGCCCGAAGAAGGUUUCCAAAUUCUAUUUAUUUCUCAGACUGAAAGAGAGAGAGAGAGAGAGAAAAUCCGCAUCAGCAGGGCUUCCAAGUCCUUUCGCUCAGUAGCCAGCGCUGCAGACCGAGCUGCGGCUUGGCUCUCAGCUCGGGAUUGUUUAAUAGAAAGAUUUAUAUACUAACAGUAUUAUUUACUUUGGGAGGGGAGAUGGCAGUCUAAGGGUAUGCUAAUUAGCCGGAGAUUUUUUUGGGGGGUGGAGGGGGUGGAAAGGGGGUGGAAUAUCAAUUUUUAUUGCAUCACCUGUCAGGAGUGUCCAAUCAGCGUUGGCUUUAGGGGAAUUAAUUGAUGAAGGUGUCUCCGGACGAGCUCACUUCACUCUGUCAUUUGAUUUGGAGCGAAAGCAGCGGCGGGAAGAGCGACUGCAUGGCUCUUCUGGUCUUCCAGCAGCCCCCUCGCGCCCACAUUCCUUUAUCCUAGCCGAGCAGGGGGGAAAGCCGCCAGCCAAAGGGCACAGGUAGCCAGCCCGAAUCAGUGCCGUCGAGAAACACUGGGGGCAAGCCAGCUGAUCUUUCUGCCCCCAAGGCAGUUUUCCGGGGCGUGUUUCCCCCCCCCCUCCAUCUAAGGCUCUCUCUUUCCUUCUCUCUCUCUCUCUCUCUGCUGAUUUUUUUUCUCCUCCAAAGUUUGAUCAGGGAAUAACAGGCUUUGUUCUUUUCCAUUCAGCAGGAUGCCUUGAGAGCAAACCCAGCACCUGGGUGAGGAUUUUUAUUGCAUUUUCUGGGUGGAUUCCCCCCCCUUCCCCCACCGCCUUCCGCUCGCUGUACAACUGGGGCGUGUGGUGUGGGGGGGACCCGCCGGUCUCCCGUUUUAUGCUCCCUCUGCCCCAAUGCUGGAAAUCAUUUAAGGCGCGCCAUGGGAGACUUGAAGUCGGGCUUCGAGGAGGUGGACGGCGUGCGCCUGGGCUACCUGGUGAUCCAGGGCAAGCAGAUGUUCGCCCUGUCGCAGGUCUUCACGGAUCUGCUGAAGAACAUCCCGCGCACGACGGUGCACAAGCGCAUGGACCACUUGAAAGUCAAGAAGCACCACUGCGACCUGGAGGAGCUGCGGAAGCUCAAAGCCAUCAACUCCAUCGCCUUCCACGCCGCCAAAUGCACCCUCAUCUCCCGCGAGGACGUGGAGGCGCUUUACACCUCCUGCAAGACCGAGAGGGUGCUGAGGACAAAACGUAGGGCAGGGGGGCCCGGGCCGGUCCAAGCCUCACCCGGGCCGGACCCCUAUACGGCCUUCUGGAAGGACGGCGGCAAACUUUGGCUGGGUUUGAAUGGAGCGGCGGCGCCCCUGGCCGGCAGCAGGAGGAGGGCUUGGCGCACGGCGGCGGCGGCGGCGGCGGAGUCGGGCUCGUUCCUACCGGCCUCGGAUCUACCUCACUUUUGGAGCAAAUCCCCCGCUCACAGUGGCCCGGGACUGGCCCGAUCGUCUCGCAAAGGGUCGCCAAACUAUGAAACUGCCUCGCUCGGGGCUCGCUACAUCUCCCUGGCCUCGGAGCCGGCUUCUUUCCGCAGCCUGCUCUGCUCCAAGCACCCCCAUUACUACUACCGCUCCACGGCCGCCAUUGCCAGCCAACCCAAGCUCGCUGCUGCAGCCGCUGCCGCUGCUGCCGCCGCCGCCGCCGCUGCUGCUGCCGCCGCCGCCGGAGGUAGCCCCCUGGCUCUGGGGUGCCGAUCUAAGAGGAAAAAGGCCGCCGAGGGCCGCUUUCCGCCGGGCUACGGGCGGCGGCUGGUUAUCUUGCCCCGCGCUUGCAAGCCCAAAGCCGGCGCUUCAGAGAGACUGCCCGCCUUGAAUGGCUUCCUGGCGGCGGCCCCGCAGCCGCACCAGCCUUUCCCCGAGAGCUACAGCAGCGACUCGGAAUCCAGCUCCUACUCGGACCACGGCGUCAACGACUCCGACUUCUGCUCCAGUUUAACCAGCACCAGCAAUUCGGCCUCUUCGGAAGAGGAGGAGGAGGAGGAGGAGGAGGAAGGCAGCUGCGCCUCGGAUUCCAGCGAGCUGAGCUCCGAGGAGGAGGAGGAGGAAGAUGAGGAGGACGAGGAGGAGGAGGAGGAAGAAGAAGAAGAGGAGGAGGAGAGCAGCUCCGAGUCCGAUUCCAGCUCCGGCUCCAGCCAAGUGUCGGUGCAAAGCAUCCGCUUCAGGCGCACCAGCUUCUGCAAGCCGCCCAGCCUAGCUCCGGCCAGCCUCCCGUCCCAGCCCCAUCUGGUCGGCCUCGGGGAUCUGCCCGGUCCGGCGCGGGCCAUCAAAGCCGAAGCCUGCGAGGAGGAGGACUGGAGCAGCCAGGCCGCCUGGGUUCCUAAGUCAGAGCCUGGCCUGGGCUGUCACCACCCCGGGGGCGUCGGCAUGUGCUUUGGGGAGCUCAGCCAGGCCCGAGGGGGCGGCGACGGGCCCCCCUUGGCUGGCCAGCAGUGUCACUCUCCUCCGCCUGAAGUGAAGGCUCCCCAUCUGACAGCCCUCACUUGUUUGCCCAGGGGGGAGUCUUCGCCCAGCCCAAAGACAAACCAAGCUUUGCCGCAGCAGAGAUCCCUCCGAGAGGCCAGGAGAGGCCAGGCAGCCAGCCCCCUUCCUCCUCCUCCUUCUCCUCCUCCGGUCCUUGCAGAGAGCCCCCCUGCUGCUCUUGGGGGAUCCCCAGAAGCAGCCCCCACCGCCUCCCAGCCCCAUCGCCCUUUGCCCCCUUACGCAGACUGUCCCUCCCUCCAAAACCAGCCGAAGGUGGUUGUUGAUGCUGCUGAAUGCCCCCAGCCCCCGCCACUGCCCCUUGUGCCCAUUGCCCAGAUCAAAGUCGAGGACAGCAGUGCCAACUCCGAGUAUGGAGCCCUCCCCGUGCAGAGCCAGAUCCCGCUCCCGCUCCCGCUCAAAUGUGAAGGCAGCCAGGAGGAGCCCAAGCUGGAGGCGGACAGCGGUCCCUCGCCGCCGGUCACCCCCAUCCAGCAGCCUCAGGACCUCCAGCUGCCAGCCAAGGAAGACCCCGCCUGCACUGACGAGCCCCCCAGCCCUCCCUCCAGCCCCUCGUCGGCCCCCCCGAGCCAGGCCCUCGCCGCAUGCACUUUAGGCGCUGCUGCUGCUGCUGCUGCCGCCAAACCCGAGGAUGGGGAGUACAAAUUUGGAGCCAGGGUGAGGAAGAACUACCGGACUUUAGUGCUGGGCAAGCGAGCCCUGCUGCCGAGCCCAGCUCCGCUCAAACCAAAUCUGAAAUCCGUGCGGAACCCCCGGCCGCCCCCGGGGAAGCUGCUGGAGGCCCACGAAGGAACACUGGAUGACUUGACAGUUCUCAGCCGGCGCAAAAGGGUCGCCAGCAACGUUGCCUCUGCCGUCAAAAGGCCCUUUAACUUCAUGGGCAAUUUCCCCUGCCCACCCUCCUUAGUGGUUGGCCUUGACGGGGAUUUGUUGCCAGCCUACACCUUAAACACCGCCAAGGAUGCCCAACCGCCUCCCAAAGCCCAUCCAGUCUGGAAAUGGCAGCUGGGCGGGUCAGCGAUACCUCUUCCACCCAGCCACAAAUUCAGGAAAUUUCAUUCAUGAAAGAGAUUGAAUGGGAACCGUACUACAUGGUUGUUGUUGAUUCUUUUUCUUUCUUUUUUCCUCUUUUGGGUCCCACCUUCCUAUUUUCCUUACCUUUGAAAAUCUACGCUGGAUGGCUUCCCCCAUCACAUCCAAUGUGUGGUGUGUUUUUUUGGUUUUUUUUUGUUUUUUUGCGUGGAAUCCUGGUUGAUCCUAUUUUUGAGGAAGACGAUAAAGCGGAUUACUAUUUUCUUGGCCAUGAAAACAGAUCUGGGGGUACGGGGUGGGGGGAGAAGAGGUCUAACAUUCCACAGACUACUUCAGGCGAAAGACUCAAGUUUGUUUUUAAAAAGAACAAGGAAAAAAAACCUCAGUGAAAUCUGCUAAAGCUGGAACACUUUACUGUCUCAAAAUGCUAAUAAUGCACCCGGUACCUCAAUUAAACUGCUACAAAUAAAUGUUAAAAACAAACAAAACAAAACAAAACAGAAAGGUUUGAAUACUAGCAAUUUGAAUGAGCCAUUAAUAUGUAAUGCACUAGAUUUCGAAUCUGGAAGUCUAACUGUUAAAUUCCGUUCAAGUUUCUUCAGUGAGGAGGUUGCACAGUGAGGAAUCACUAUAAUUCAGGGGGACAGGAGCUAACUUUGUUGUAGAGGCUUUCUUAUAGAUUCUGAACCACCCAACCCUUUCCAGAAAAAAAGCAGUUGUUCUCCAGCAUUUUGGCAGAGGGUCUGUGUGUGAGUGAUUGGCUAUGUGUGUGUAUGUGUGUGUGUCUCUAGAUCAACACUGGGAAAGUUGCUUCCUCUGCUGCGAAUCGAUAAAUAUAGAAUUAGAUUUGCCAUGCUGGUGAGGGUAAAAAUAAAAGUGUUUUGAAAAUCAAACCAUCUGGGACAAGCCACUCUUGGCAAAAGUUGGAAGCCUUUUGUUAUUUUACCUUGAACACUUCAGGUUGGCCACUCAGUAUCAUAUCUCCAUCCAGUCACUCUUACAGGCUUCUCCUAUGCAAGGAGGCCCCUCUGAGUUCAGUAGGGUUUACUCCCAAGUAGCUGCAUAGGACUGAAGUCUUAAACUCUUUAGGAUUGCAGUUAAAUGGAUUGUAGAUGGCAGCCAUGCUUCUGUUGGAAGGGUGAGGGCAGGGUGUCCUCCAAAUGUGGUUCUCCCAGAUUUGCAAAGCCAGAAGAAUGUUAGCUUCUCACGUCCUCAGUAGAAGGAAUAAUUAGAACAUGUAGUAAAAUCCAACAUAAUAAAUGCAACAGAGGCCCCAGUGAAAGGAUAUUCCCAAAGGAGAAUCCCAUACUCUUCAUGGUGGCUGUUUUGGCACCAAAACUCAGGCAUUUAAACCCCAGGACAUAUCACUGUUUUCUCUAUAUCUUUGGAAACUUGACUUUUUCCUAACCAUUCUAUCUUUGUAGCAGGAGCAUUUUUACUGCACGUGACAAUCAGAGGCAAUUGUCUAUAUUUGCACUUAAUCUCGACAUAGUUGAAGCAGGGCAGACUUCUAGAGUUGAGCCUUUGGAAAGACAUGCUGGUGUAAUAUGUUGUGAUGAUGGAAGCAGUAAAUCAAAAUGAUGGAAAUUUGCACUGUUGGAAAAAGCAUGCUUUAGCUUUAUUUUCAAUUAAAACACUGUUUUAAAAAAAUAA